Messenger RNA from Bacillus rossius redtenbacheri, 2291 nucleotides. It is a transcript of the gene eIF4B, whose product is annotated as eukaryotic translation initiation factor 4B. Bases 26 to 1879 code for a protein of 617 amino acids. The record is from RefSeq and is a predicted model, not a curated record. Gene Ontology annotation, molecular function: RNA binding. Lineage: Eukaryota; Metazoa; Arthropoda; Insecta; Phasmatodea; Bacillidae. The transcript has 13 exons.
AUUGCCAAUUAUUAUCUCCUUUGAGAUGGCUGCGUCAGGUAAAAAGGGCAAGAAAACUAAAGGGAAGACUGUUCCCCUAAAUUCUUUCUUGGCAGAUACUCCGGGUGGAUUACCGCAAUCUGUGGUUCCUCGAAAAUCAAGCAAUUGGGCAGACGAUGUGGACAAUGAUGAAGAGCUGUCCUACAACACGCGCAAGGCGAUGGUGCUGCCGACGGCUCCCCGGGCCACCCGCAGCCCGGACGUGGACGACGAGCGGAUCCCGCACUCGCCGCCGUUCCUCGCCUACAUCUCCAACCUGCCCUACGAGGUGAACGAGGACGAGAUAGCCGACUUCUUCCAGGACCUGCAGAUAGUGAACGUGCGCCUGCCCCGGGACGACCGCCAGGCAGGCAAGCUGAAGGGGUUCGGCUACGUGGAGUUCGGCAGCCGGGACAGCCUCAUCAGCGCCCUCACCAUGGGGGACACGAUGAUCAAGCAGCGCCGCAUGCGCAUCGAGGUGGCGGACAACACGGAGAACGACCGGCGGAGGGGCGGUCGCGACCGGGACAGGGACCGGGACCGGGACGGGCCCGACAGGUCGUCCACGGACUGGCGGGCGGGGCCCCGCGAUGACUUCAGCGGCCCUGAUCCCGACCGGGACCGCGGAGGAUUAGACCGAAGAGGAGGAGGCAGUAGUCGCCGUGAUUUCGGCAGCGGGGGAUUCAGGGAAGGGGACCGAGGAUUUGGAGGUGACAGAGACCGUGGGUUCGGCGGCGAUCGAGACCGUGGCUUUGGCGGCGAUCGAGACCGUAGCUUUGGCGGCGAUCGGGACCGCGGCUUUGGCGGUGAUCGAGACCGUGGCUUUGGCGGCGAUCGAGACCGUGGGUUUGGCGGCGAUCGAGACCGUGGGUUUGGCGGCGAUCGAGACCGUGGCUUUGGCAGCAGAGAUGGCGACAGAGAUCGCGGGUUUGGCAGCAGAGAUGGCGACAGAGAUCGCGGGUUUGGCAGCAGAGAUGGCGACAGAGAUCGCGGGUUUGGCAGCAGAGACGGCGGCAGAGACUUUGGCAGUAGGCCGGGCGGUAGUUUCGGUCCUCGCCGUGACUUCGACAGGGAUGGCCGCGGCCGUGAAGACUUUCCUCCGCCCAGGAGCGACGGUGAGUCGAAGGGCCGGCAGCGCCUGAACCUCAUGCCGCGCACCCGGCCGGUGGAGGAGGGGGUGAGGCCCCCGCCCCCCGCCCCCACACAGGCGUCCAUCUUCGGGGCGGCCAAGCCGGUGGACACGGCGGCCCGCGAGCGCGAGAUCGAGGAGCGGCUGGCCCGCGAGAAGGGGGACGUGUCUUCGCGGCCCCCGCCCCGGGACCCGUCCCGCUCCGACGACUCCAGGAGGGAUGACAGAGCCACGUAUCAGCCGCCGGGGCGCGUGCAUUCUCGCGACAGGGCGAAGAGAGGCAGCGAGCACGGGGACUCGGACGAGGCUCAGGAUCAUCGCAAGUCCCCGAUGGAGCCCCGCUCGGGCCCGACUGCAGCCAGUGACGGCCGGGUGAGCAGUCCCCAGAGCUCCGACCCGGAGCCGGAGCACGCUCACAGGACCCGCGAGGAGUCCCCGGGGAGGAAGUACGAGCCCCCGAGGGAGUCCAGGGCGGUCCCACGCAGGCAGAACGAGCCGGAGGAGGGCCGAGACGACCACGCCAACGCUCCGCGGGGGCAGCAGUCCAAGUCCGGGGACCGCUCCAGGCCUCGAGACACAAGUGAACCCAAGAAGGAUGCAGCACCAACUGCUGAGAGCAUGCCCAAACUACGGGAGCAAGAAGCGCCGGUGUUCGUGGCUCGCAACAAGUUUGACUUCCUGGCGGACGAGGGGGAGGAGGAGGGGGCGGGCGACCCGGAGGAGCAGCAGUGAGGCCCCCCUCCGCGCCCCUCCGCGCCCCGCAGUGCUAGUGCGGAUGUCGAACUGCUUUUGAUACCACCCAACGUUGCGCGCAGUGUGUUCGCUGUUUUAUUUCUGUUCAUUCGUUGGCCUCUUUGUAACAGCAAAAAAAUGCAGUUUUUGGUGAGCAAGUUUCCUGUUUUUCCUGUUUAUAUGUAAAUAAUUUUCUUUUCCUUCCCCCCCAUCAUUUUAAUUUUUUUUUUUAUUUUGCUGUGAGCACCAGUUGGGCUAGGAUUUAAAUAUGAAUUAUUAAUAUCCUGUACAGAGAUUGCAAAUAAGUUAGCUGUAGUUUCAAUGUGUUUGUACAGAACUAUUUGUUUUUUCUAAAUCACCUGUGUCUCAGUUCAUUUUAAAUGUAUCAAUAAAAUGAUGGUAAAACUUAGAA